Molecule: messenger RNA, 8061 nt
Organism: Mangifera indica (mango)
Lineage: Eukaryota; Viridiplantae; Streptophyta; Magnoliopsida; Sapindales; Anacardiaceae
Exons: 8
Coding region: 182-6304 (2040 amino acids)
Molecular function (GO): ADP binding; ATP hydrolysis activity
Source: RefSeq, a predicted model, not a curated record
UCCAAACAUUUUAGUCUUUCAUCUGCAUCUCCUUUAGAAGAAUAAUUUAAUUAAAAUUACCAAUCAAUACUACAAAUGUCCUGUAUCUCUUUAACCCUCUAUUUUUGAUCUCUGAGUUCUCUUUCCUUUUCAUUUUUUCCUUCUAGUCUGUCUGAUACCAAAUCUUUCCUUGUGCUUGAGAAUGGCAGAACCUGCUGUGAAUGCUGUUAUAGAAGUUGGAAAGUGCUUAAUUGGUCCGAUCGGGCGUCAGUUUAUGUACUUGUACAACUACAAAACCAACUUUGACGAUCUUGAAAAAGAAGCUGGAAGGCUGAACGAUGUAAGAGAUGAGGUGAAGGCUGAGGUUGUUGCUGCUGAAAAUAAUGUGGAAAAGAUCAAACAGACUGUUAAGAACUGGCAGAGGGUUGUGGAUUCCAUCAUCGAAGAAACAGACAAGUUGAUUCAAGAGAAAUCAAACAGCCGAUGUUUCAACUUGAUCACUCGCUACAAAAAUAGCAGGAAAGCAUGGAAAAAGCUGAACGCUGUAACUGCACUUCUUCGGGAUGAAGAAACAUUUGGUGGAGUUUCUCUUCCUACCACUCAUGAGGACAAUCGGCUCACUAACAAAGAUUAUGAGGAAUUUGAAUCAAGAAUGUCAAUUUUCAAUGAUGUGCUGAAGGCAUUAGGUGAUCCUGAGGUGGGAAUUAUUGGGGUUUAUGGGAUGGGUGGAAUUGGUAAAACCACACUGGUCAAAGAAGUUGGUCAACAAGCCAAGAAAAACCAGAUCUUGGAUGAGGCGGUUUUCGUAGAGGUAUCUGAUAAACCAGAUACUAAAAAGAUUCAAGAUGAACUUGCGUAUCAGUUAGGCGUGAAAUUUGAUACGGACGCUGAACGAGUGAGCAAGUUGUUUGAGAGACUGAAGAAUGGUAAAAAAGUGCUUGUAAUUUUAGAUAAUAUAUGGGAACAAUUAGAUUUGCAGGCUCUCGGUAUUCCUUGUGGAAAAGACCGUGGGGGAUGUAAAUUAUUGCUGACAGCAAGAGAUCUUAAUGUAUUAUCUAGUAUGGAUUCUAAGAAUAAUUUCUUGAUGGGCGUCUUAAGCGAAGAAGAAGCUUGGAGCUUGUUUAAGAAGAUGGCAGGUGAUAUUGUUGAUCAAACAAAUAAGCUGGGUUCUCUGCCGAAUGAAGUAUGCAACGAAUGUCAGGGUUUGCCAGUUGUCAUUACUACCAUAGCAAGAGCAUUAAGUCACAGGAGACAUCUUCCUGAAUGGGAAGAUGCCCUGCUAGAACUAAGAAAGCCUUUUCCAACAAAGUUUUCAGGUAAGCUAGAAAAAGAAUAUUUAAGGAUUGCGUUGAGUUACAAUUAUCUAAAAGGCAAUGAGCUCAAGAAAACUUUGCUAAUUUGUAGCCUAAUGGAAAAUAAUACUACCAUUUCAAACUUGCUCAAACUCAUUAUGGGUUUAGAUAUAUUAGAAAGAGGUAACCUUUCUAUGAAACAAGCACGAAAUAGGCUGGCAAGUCUUGUCUAUGAACUCAAGGAUUCUUGUUUGUUGCUUGAUGGUUCAACUAGUGAACGGUUUUCCAUGCAUGAUGUUGUUCGUUCAGUUGUCAUAAUAAUUGCAUAUAAAGAUCAUCAUGUAUUUACAGAGCGAAAUGACAUUGAGAGGGAAUUGUCAAAUAAAGAACAAUUGAAAGAAUGCACUGUAAUCUCACUAGCUGAUUGUCAUAUGAUUAGUGGGAUUUUGCCUUUGAAUUGUCCAAAACUUGAAUUUUUCAAUACAAGCAUGGACAGUCCUUUUGAAAUCUCUGAAAUUUUUUUUGUGGGGAUAAAAAACAUCAAGGUUCUACGUUUCUUUUCCUUGAAGGUAUCGUCCUUGCCAAAGUCCCUUGGUUUUCUCAUAAAUGUUCAAACGUUAUGUUUGGAUUGUGGCAAAUUUUCAGAUGCAACAAUCAUUGGAAAGUUGAAAAAACUAAAGAUUCUUAGCUUGCAAUCUUGUCAUAUUAAACAGUUGCCUGGAGAAAUAGGUAACUUGACUCAGUUACAGUUUUUAGAUUUAAGUUAUUGUGAGCAACUAGAAGUUAUUGUACCGAAUGUUAUAUCAAGCUUAUUGCGAUUGGAAGAAUUGUAUGUGAUAGGAUGCUCAAUUUUGUCAAAGGCUAGCAUACUUAAAGAGUUGAAGGGUUUGUCCAAAUUGACAACUUUAGAAAUAGAAAUUUCAGAUGAUCAAAUUUUGCAAGAAGACUUCUUCUCCAAAAAGUUUGAAAGGUACGAUAUAUCAAUUGGAAAUGGGGCUACUGGUUUUGGUGGGUCCUACAUAUCGAGUGAUGAUUGGAACAACAUGGAUGUUGAAAGUUGUUGGCUAAUUGAGCGUGAUGAUUUAAGAAUGCUGAAACUGAAUCUUAAUUCUUUCAUCUGGCACGAGGAAUUGCAGUUGUUAUCAAAUGUUGAAUUCUUAUGCGUAGACAAAUUGCAGAGUAUCAAGAAUGAUCUCUCCGAAUUAGACAAGAAGGGUUUUUCUGAAUUAAAACAUCUCUAUGUCCAUAAUAAUCCUAACAUUGUGUGCAUUGUUGACUCAACAAAGUGCAUUUCUGAUCAGGUCUUUCCACUCCUGGAGUCUCUGAUUGUUUUCAACUUGAUUAACUUGGAAAAGAUAUGCUAUGGUCCACCCUCAACAGAGUCUUUCUACCACUUAAAAUUUAUAGAAGUGAAAAGUUGUGAUAAGUUGGAAAAUAUCUUGUCAUUCUCCAAUGCUAGUAAAAGCCUUUCACAACUUCAAUUAAUUAAGGUGGAAGAUUGCAAGAAUUUGGUUGAGAUUUUUGCUGUUGAAAGUAAAAAUAGGGCAAGCAAAAAUGAAGUAAUUGAUAAGAUUGAAUUCUGUCAAUUACGCUUCCUGAAGUUGAGUGAACUUCCAAGGAUUGCAAGUUUUUACUCAAAAAUCAAUUCCGAGGAUGUGGAAAUUGAUACUGUCAUACCAUUUUUCGACGAAAAGGUUGUUUUCCGGAGUUUGGAAGCCUUAGAGAUUAAUGCAAUUAAUUUUGAGAAGAUUUGGGACGACAAACUUCCAAUGACCUCUUGUUGCUAUCAGAAUUUGGAAAGAUUGAUUGUGGAUGGCUGCCAAAAGCUAAAAUUUGUAUUUCCGUCAUCUAUAAUUGAAAGCUUUAAACAACUUCAACACCUUGAGAUAAGCUGUUGUAAGGAAUUAAAGGAGAUUGUUGCCAAAGAAGAAACAAAGGGUACUACUACAUUUAUCUUUCCAAGGGUAGUCUUUUUGAAACUUAGAAAAUUGCCCGAGCUUACAACUUUCUACCAUGGUAAACACAACUCAAAUUGGCCCAUGUUAAAGAAGUUGGAGGUGCAUAAUUGUGGCAGACUAGACAUAUUUACUUCAAAAUAUAAGGUUGUUGUCUCCAAUUUGGAGGUCUUAAAACUAUGUUCAGUCAAUUGUGAAAUACUCUGGGAUAGUCAACUUGUGGCAAUUUCUUCUUGUUAUCAAAACCUGAGAAGCUUGAUCCUGAAUGGUUGUGGAAAACUCCAAUAUGUAUUUUUAUCAUCCAUGGUGAAAAGCUUUGAGCGGCUUGAACACAUUGAGAUAUGCAAUUGUAGUGUUUUGAAGGAGAUUAUUUCAAAAGAAGUGGAAGCAAACAAGACAUUUGUAUUUCCACGAGUAACUUUCCUAAAAUUGGAGAAUUUGCCCGAAUUUGCAACUUUUUAUCCUGGAGUACACACUUCUGAAUGGCCGAUGUUAAAGAAGUUGGAGGUGUGUAAUUGUGACAAAAUAAAAAUAUUCACUUCAGAAUAUAUGAGCUUCUAUGAUAAAAAUGAGGGUCAACAUGAUAUUUGGGAGAAACAAUCCCUCUUCUUGGCUGAAAAGAUUAACCCCAAUUUGGAGAAAUUAACCCUAAGCAGAUCGGAUGACAUGAUAAAAUUGCUGCAUCAGUUUCCAGAAAAGUUUUGUAGAUGUACAAUUGAGAUCAAACAAGAUAAAUCUGCCAAUAUUUCGGUUGGCAUCCUUCAGAGAUCGGUUAAGCUGGAAAAACUCAUUCUCAGUGACUGCUCAUAUGAGGAGAUAUUUACAUGUGGAGAGGAUGAGAAACAUACAAAGAUCUUGAUACAAAUAAAAAGUUUGGAGUUGCGUGAUCUUUCUGAUGCAAAGUACCUUUGGGGAAAAGGCUCCAAACUAGACUCUCUUCUUCAAAAUCUUGAAGUUCUAGAAGUGAGAUGUUGUGAUAGAAUGAUAAAUGUUCUGCCAUCCUCAGCAUCUUUUGAGAAUCUAACAGUUUUGACUGUAUGGGGGUGUGAUGGAUUGAUGAACUUACUCACACCUUCAAUAGCAAAAAAUUUGGUCCAGUUGAGAGAAAUGACAAUUGGAAGAUGCAAAAUGAUGGCAGAAAUAGUAUCAAAUAAGACAGAAGAUGUAGCAGCAGAAGAUGAAAUUGUUUUUGGCAAACUGAAGUUGUUGUCACUUGAAGACUUACAAAAUCUCAUAUGCUUCUAUUCUGGGAAUUAUGCAUUGAAAUUCCCGUCUUUGGAAGAAUUGACUGUAGAUGAAUGUCCUAUGAUGAUGACUUUCUCUGUAGGAAACUUAAACACACCAAGUUUACAGAAAGUUAAACGUGAUAGGUGGGACGAAGGCAAAUGGAGUUGGAAGGGUGAGCUAAAUACAACUAUACAGCAACUGUACGAAGAAAAGAUUAACCCCAAUUUGGAUAAAUUAACCCUAAGCAGAGUGGAUGACAUGAUAAAAUUCCUGCAUCAGUUUCCAGAAAACUUUUGUAGAUGUACAAUCAAGAUCAAACACGAUAAAUCUGCCAAUAUUUCGGUUGGCAUCCUUCAGAGAUCGGUUAAGCUGGAAAAACUCAUACUAAGUGACUGCUUAUAUGAAGAGAUUUUUACAUGUGGAGAGGAUGAGAAACAUACGAAGAUCUUGAUACACGUAAAAAGUUUGAAGUUGCGUCGUCUUUCUGAUGCAAAGUACCUUUGGGGAAAAGGCUCCAAACUAGACUCUCUUCUUCAAAAUCUUGAAGUUCUAGAAGUAAAUUAUUGUCAUAGAAUGAUAAAUGUUCUGCCAUCCUCAGCAUCUUUUGAGAAUCUAACAGUUCUGAAUGUACAGUGGUGUUAUGGAUUGAUGAACUUACUCACACCUUCAAUAGCAAAAAAAUUGGUGCAGUUGAGAGAAAUGGGAAUUCGCUGUUGCAGAAUAAUGACAGAAAUAGUAUCAAAUAAGACAGAAGAUGUUGCAGCAGAAGAUGAAAUUGUUUUUGGCAAACUGAAGUUGUUGUCACUUGAAGACUUAGAAUAUCUUACAUGCUUCUACUCUGGGAAUUAUGCAUUGAAAUUCCCAUAUUUGGAAGAAUUGACUGUAGAUGGUUGUCCUGGGAUGAAGACUUUCUUUGCAGGAAACUUAUACACACCAAGUUUACAGAAAGUUCAAGAAGAUUGGAGCGAUAAAGACAAAUGGAGUUGGAACGGUAACCUAAAUGCCACCAUACAACAACUGUACGAAAAAGAGGUUAACUCUAAGUCAACAAAAUUGACACUAAGUGGAAAAGACAUCACACUUCUAUGGCAAGACCAGCUUCCAGAACAUCAGUUUCCUAAAGUGGAAAUUCUUGAGAUCAUUAAGGAUGAAUCAUCUAACAUUCCAAUUGGAAUCCUUCAAAAAUUUAACAAUCUUGAAAAACUUGUACUACGAUCGAGUUCAUAUAAGGAGAUAUUCUCAUGUGAAAAAGAUGAAAAAGAUGUAAGCAUGCUCACACAAAUAAAGGAACUACGGUUAUGGGGGCUUUUCAAUUUGGAGUACAUGUGGAAAGAAAAAUCUCAUCUGGACUCAAUUCUUCAAAAUCUUGAAAUGUUAGAUGUAAAGUUUUGCCACAAUUUGAUUAGUAUAGUGCCGUCUUCAGCAACUUUUGAAAAUCUCAUAACUCUAGAAGUAUGGUACUGUGAUGGAUUGAUAAACUUAGUAUCAUCUUCAACAGCCAAAAGUUUGGUGCGACUCGAAGAACUGAGAUUGUCACAAUGUAAAAUGAUGGCAGAAGUAGUGUCAAGUGAGGGGGGUACAAAAGCUAAGGAAAUUGUUUUUGACAAAUUAAAGCUGUUGUCACUUGAUAAUUUAAAAAAUCUCACAAGCUUCUGUGCUGGUAAUUACGUCUUCAAAUUUCCAGCUUUGGAAGAAUUGGUAGUUUGCGAAUGUCAUAAUAUGAAGACUUUCUUUGAAGGAGUCUUAAGUGUACCAAGUUUACGAAAAAUAAAACAGAAAUGGGAUGACAAAUUAGGAUGCUGGGAGGGUGACCUUAAUACUACUAUUCAAUUUCUACACAGAAAAAAGUGAAUAUUCAGAGUUCUGAAAGGAUACAGAGCUAACUCCAAUGAAAUCUCUUGAAUAAGGCUCUUUUGUUUGUGGUUUGUGAGGCAUUAUUGCGGCUCAAGUUUCCGGUGUUGAGGUCAGACAUGGGAGGCCUUUUGUUUCCAUCUUUAUUGUUCUGCUUCUGCUUUUUCAUUUUGCCUAUUGUGGUUCUUUGCAUUUAUAAUGUAAUAUGAAUUAUGUGUCUACAUGAAUGAAUGUCUAAAUUAUGAAAUUUGAGUCCUGAAUGGUAUGAUGAUUCUAUUUGGUGAUAUUGUUUUUGUCAAUAGUUGUUAACAACAGACUCACAAAAGUUUUUAUAAUGUGUUUUCAUUGUUGCAAAAGUUGUUGAGCAUGUGGUUUCAAGAUUUCAUAAUGUUCUUCAUAGCUUAUAAAUAAUUAAUUCUUUUUCACACGCAAGAGAUAUAUAUAAAAACAUAGAAUUUAAAUUUUAUAAGCUAUUCGUCAGUUUGAAACAGUUUUCUGAAUUUGAGAAUUGACGGUUGGCCUUUCUGGUUUUAUUACAUGUACUUCUAAGCAGAGUUUCAAACUAUAUCAUUAGAUCUAUCGAAGUGUAAACUUCAACUUGUUUCAUAAACCUUUCCCUAUUGCAAGCUCAGAUUUAGGAGGGUGUGGUAAUGGGUACAAAAAAGCCUGAGAUCACCUUGUUGAAUCUUGGGUCCUCUUAAGUCUUUUCAUUGUUCUUCUGCAAAAAUUGGUUUCCAACUUAUUUCUUGCUUUUGUUUUAUUUAUGAAGCAAUUCUGGAAUCAUCCUUUCUGUUGCAAAACUCUCUCCUGCAAAAAUACUGCAAGUUUCCUUGCGUUGAUCUAUUGGAACUUGCAAAGGCAUUUCUGCCCAAGGUCAAAUAACAGAGCCAUGUUCUAAAUCAAUUUCAAUUGAUAUUUAUGUUUAUCUUGUGCAGCUUCUGGUUUCAGGUGUUCUGCUCCAGAAUAGAUUGUGGAUCCCCUGCUUCCUUGAUUCCCUGUAUUGUCCUGUCUUUCCAGAACCAACUUCUGCAAUUGCUUACCUGCUGUGCUUGUCAUGGGAUUACGGCUUUUGCAGGUUUCUUCUGCAGGAUCCAAUCCCAGAUUUUUUCUACUUCUCUGCCCAGAUUUUCUGUCCUACUCUCCUGCUUUCUCUGGUCGACUGUAGCAGCUCAAUGUUUCUGCUUCCUGGUUUUCACUGCAAUAGAAUCCUGCCUUCCUUCUAAUGCAGUCUGUUCCAGAUUUUAUUCUUCUCCAGUGCUGCAGUCUGUUUGACUGAAUUUAUUCUUCUACUGGCUUCCUUAUACUGGUUGCUGGGUUCUGCUAUGGAGAUUUAUUUUUGCUGUGUUCCUCUUGAGCUGUUUUUUACUGGAGCUGAAGUCUGCACAGGAAAGCUGUCUGUGCGGUUCUCGGAAGAAGCAAGCACUACCAGUCUGCCUGCUACUUUGCCUUUCCUGAUUGUGCAGCAGUGCAGCCAUUUGGGCGAAAUCGUGCCAAUGCCCAAGCUGCCCAGGAAUAGCAGCAUUGGUCACCUCAUCCUUGCAGUUCUAGUUUUUUUCCCGGGUGCAACAAUUAUGCUUGUUACUGUUGUAUUAACUGAUUAUAAAUUUAUAAUCCAUGUUUCUUCUUGGGAAUACUGCUGGAUUACUUGAAUUUCUUUUCUAUUCAUGUAUAUAUAUCUACAAGAGCCAUUUGAUAGUGCAUUCAAAAAUCUUGUGCCCUUAAUCUAUAACCAAAUAUUUUGGUAAUUUUUGUAUUUA